Venustampulla echinocandica is the source of this 1932-nucleotide messenger RNA. RefSeq names its product Protein kinase-like (PK-like). The record is from RefSeq and is a predicted model, not a curated record. Gene Ontology annotation, molecular function: protein serine/threonine kinase activity; ATP binding. Lineage: Eukaryota; Fungi; Ascomycota; Leotiomycetes; Helotiales; Pleuroascaceae. Bases 1 to 1932 code for a protein of 643 amino acids. The transcript has 4 exons. Gene Ontology annotation, biological process: intracellular signal transduction; peptidyl-serine phosphorylation.
AUGGAUAGCAGCAAUCGGUUCCAUCUGAACCUCAAUAAUGGCGAGCGCGCUCCGCCUUUCAACGAUCGAGCCUAUCCAACCACGCCUUCCACCUUUCCGAAUCCCAUAUUCCCAUCUCAGCAACAAGGAGGUCAAGGACAAGCUCAAAACGCCCAGCAGCAGCCGUACUCUACUGGCUUUGCGCCCUCGGGAUACUUCGCGAACAGCCAAUACCCAGCUGCAUACCCUCAACCUCCAGCUACUUCUUACGUCCAGGGACAGCAGGCACCUCAAGCACCGCCUGCCUCCUACCAACAACAGCGUCAAGCCCCUUACCAGACGAAUGACGCGACGAACGGACUAGUCCAUCAAUUUUCUCACCAGAAUCUCGGCGGCAGAGUUUCACCUUACGGUACUCGUCAACCCUCGCCAGGCCAGCGGCCACGGACAGCUGGUGCCACAGGACAGCAACAAGGGUACGGCAGCUACUUGAACGCCCCAAUGCCCUCCCAGGCAGGUCAGCAGCAGAGCUGGCCUGAAUUCCAGCCUGCUCCUGACCGCAACCCUGAUAAGUACGGACCAGUCGCACAUGCCAACCAGACAAAGUGCGGUCAAUUGGCGGAGACGUUCUUUAAGGACAGUGUGAAGCGGGCCCGGGACAGGAAUGUCAGACAAAGCGAGAUGGAACAGCGUCUGGCAGACCCCAACCAGUCACAAUCGAGACGAGAGCAAACAUGGUGCAAUGCUGGAAAACAGGAGGGCAAGUAUCUCCGGUUCUUACGAACCAGGGAUAAGCCAGAGAACUACCAGACGCUGAAGAUCAUUGGCAAGGGUGCCUUUGGUGAGGUGAAGCUCGUUCAGAAAAAGCAGGAUGGUAAAGUCUACGCCAUGAAAUCGCUCAUCAAGAGUGAAAUGUUCAAGAAGGAUCAACUGGCUCACGUUCGGGCUGAGCGAGAUAUUCUUGCCGAGUCGGACAGCCCCUGGGUUGUGAAGCUUUACACUACUUUCCAAGACUCCGACUUCCUCUACAUGUUGAUGGAGUUCCUUCCAGGAGGUGAUCUCAUGACUAUGCUUAUCAAGUAUGAGAUCUUCUCUGAGGAUAUCACCCGUUUCUACAUUGCUGAGAUUGUCUUGGCAAUUGAAGCGGUCCACAAAUAUGGUUAUAUCCAUCGUGAUAUCAAACCUGACAACAUCUUGCUUGAUCGUGGUGGCCAUGUCAAGCUUACCGAUUUCGGUCUGUCAACUGGCUUCCAUAAGCUCCACGACAAUUCCUAUUACCAGCAGCUCCUCCAGGGCAAGUCCAACAAACCACGAGACCGCAACUCCGUCAACCUUGAUCAGAUUAACCUUACUGUGAGCAAUCGAAGUGUGAUCAACGAUUGGCGAAAGUCCCGUAGGGUAAUGGCGUAUUCGACGGUUGGUACUCCUGAUUACAUUGCACCGGAGAUCUUUACGGGUCAUGGAUACGGCUUCGACUGCGAUUGGUGGAGCUUGGGUACGAUCAUGUUUGAGUGCCAAGUUGGCUGGCCUCCUUUCUGUGCCGAGGAUGCCCAUGACACAUACCGCAAGAUCGUCAACUGGCGCCAGUCGCUCUACUUCCCGGAGGAUAUACAGCUGGGCCCAGAGGCUGAGAAUCUAAUUCGAAGCCUGGUCUGCAACUCGGAGAACCGUCUUGGUCGCGGAGGCGCCGACGAGAUCAAGAACCACAAGUUCUUCCGUGGCGUUGAGUUUGAUAAGCUUCGCCGUAUUCGUGCACCAUUUGAACCGAAGUUGCAAUCUAAUAUCGACACAACCUACUUCCCAACUGAUGAAAUCGAUCAAACGGACAAUGCCACGCAUCUGAAAGCAGCUACCGCUGCUAACGGAGGCCAAGCACGCACUGAAGCACCAGAGAUGAGCUUGCCGUUUAUUGGUUAUACCUUCAAACGAUUUGAGACCAACUUCAACAGAUGA